CGCAGCUCCGCCUGCAGGCUGCCGCCCUCUGGCCACGGCGCCCAGCUUUCUGCCGCCACCGUCCCCGCCGCCACGGGCGCAUGCAGCGACGGCCCCAGGGACAAGGAUGGCCAGACUGCUUGUGGCCAUGAGCGCUCCUCGGUGCUCCUGGGGCUGAGGUUGGGCUGGCAGCCAUGGGGCUGGGCAGGCCCCAGGCCUGGUUGUUGGGCCUGCCCACAGCCGUGGUCUAUGGCUCCCUGGCCCUCUUCAUCUCUGUCCUGCACAACGUGUUCCUUCUUUACUACGUGGACACCUUUCUCUCAGUGUACAAGAUCAACAAAGCUGCCUUCUGGGUUGGAGAGACGGUGUUUCUUCUCUGGAACAGCCUCAACGACCCCCUCUUCGGCUGGCUGAGUGACCGUCAGUUCCUCAGCUCCCAGCCUCGGUCUGGCACCGGGCUCUCCUCGAGAGCCGUGGUGCUGGCACGGGUGCACGCACUGGGCUGGCAUGGGCCGCUGCUGGCACUCUCAUUUCUGGCAUUCUGGGUGCCCUGGGCCCCAGCAGGCCUGCAGUUCUUGCUGUGCCUGUGCCUCUAUGAUGGCUUCCUGACGCUCGUGGACCUGCACCAUCACGCAUUGCUGGCUGACCUGGCCCUCUCAGCCCACGACCGCACCCACCUCAACUUCUACUGCUCCCUCUUCAGUGCGGCUGGCUCCCUUUCUGUCUUUGCCUCCUAUGCCUUCUGGAACAAAGAGGACUUCUCUUCCUUCCGUGCCUUCUGCGUGGCCCUGGCCGCUGGCUCUGGGCUGGGCUUUGUGGGGGCCACACGGCUGCUGAGGCAGCGGGUUGAGGCGGCUGGCAGGGAGCCAGGGUGCCCAGCCCUGGCUGUGGAUGGCGGCCUGUGUGGAGAGGAGCUGCUCGUAGGCGGUGAAGAGGCAGGCAACAUCACCUUAGGCCAGUACCUCUGGCAGCUGGCACACCACCGGAACUUCCUGUGGUUCGUGGGCAUGGACCUGGUGCAGGUCUUUCACUGCCACUUCAACAGCAACUUCUUCCCCCUCUUCCUGGAGCAUCUGUUGUCAGACCACAUCUCCCUCUCCACGGGCUCCUUCCUGUUGGGCAUCUCGUAUGUCGCUCCCCAUCUCAACAACCUCUACUUCCUGCCCCUGUGCCGGCGCUGGGGGGCCUACGCCGUGGUGCGGGGGCUCUUCCUGCUCAAGCUGAGCCUGAGCCUGCUCAUGCUGUUGGCUGGCCCCGAUCGCCCUGGCCUGCUCUGCCUCUUCAUUGCCAGCAACCGUGUCUUCACUGAGGGCACCUGUAAGCUGUUGACCUUGGUGGUCACUGACCUGGUGGACGAGGACCUGGUGCUGAACCACCGCAAGCAGGCAGCCUCAGCGCUUCUCUUUGGCAUGGUGGCCCUGGUGACCAAGCCAGGCCAGACCUUCGCCCCACUUCUGGGCACCUGGCUGCUGUGCUUCUACACAGGUCAUGAUCUCUUCCAGCAGCCCCCACUGACCCCUGUGGGGAGUGCCCAGCCCUGGCCAGAGCCCCCGGCCCCACCUCCGGCACAGGCCCCGACGCUCCGCCAGGGCUGCUUCUACCUGCUGGUGCUGGUGCCCAUCACCUGUGCUCUGCUGCAGCUGUUCACCUGGUCUCAGUUCACGCUGCAUGGGAGACGCCUGCGCAUGGUCAAAGCCCAGCGCCAGAACCUGUCACAGGCUCAGACCCUGGAUGUUAAGACGGUGUGAGAGGUGUGGCAAGGCCACCCUGCUGAGGACACUGCCUGCAGCCCUGGGCAGGAGCCGCUUUUGCCAGCCCAGCGUCCUGCUCCUCUGCCUUGUUGGUGUGCUGCCUGGAUGACAGAUGGCAGAGUGGGAGCUCCUGGGACUGAGCCAGGAGCGUCACUGAGGUCUAAGUUCCUGCUUGGCUGUCUGGCCCAGCUUGGGCAAGGGCUGGGCCGUAUGUGCUCAGGAACCUGCUUCUUCCUAUGGGGCAGGAAGAAGAGGCCCAAGAAGGGGUGGGGCUGCCCUGUGGUCACAUGGGGUAGCUGUGGGGUGUGGAGGCUUAUCCCACUACAUGGCUGGGGCUGGCCCUCUGUGGGUUCAGGAACCAUUUCCACCUAGUCAGGGGAAGCUGACUAUAAGUCCCGCCCACCCCCUUCUGCCACCCUUACAGUGGUUUCUCUCAGAGUUCUCUGCUUCAGUUGUGCCUGAAGUAGCAUGCCCCACUGCUGCAGGGCUCCCCCACCCCG
Molecule: messenger RNA, 2230 nt
Organism: Diceros bicornis minor
Lineage: Eukaryota; Metazoa; Chordata; Mammalia; Perissodactyla; Rhinocerotidae
Gene: SLC68A1
Product: major facilitator superfamily domain containing 13A
Exons: 9
Coding region: 174-1727 (517 amino acids)
Source: RefSeq, a predicted model, not a curated record